AUGGCUCUCCCCAAGCGCAUUAUCAAAGAGACAGAACGGCUCAUGGCCGAGCCUGUUCCAGGAAUUAGUGCCGUUCCUCACGAGGAUAACCUCCGAUAUUUCGAUGUCCAAAUUCACGGUCCUGCCCAGUCUCCGUAUGAGGGUGGUGUUUUCAGCCUCGAGCUCUUCCUCCCUGACGAUUAUCCAAUGACUCCUCCCAAGAUUCGAUUCCUCACCAAGAUCUUCCACCCAAACGUCGACAAGCUCGGUCGUAUUUGCCUCGAUGUCCUCAAGAAUAACUGGUCUCCCGCCCUUCAGAUCCGAACUAUCCUCUUGUCGAUCCAGGCCCUCCUCGGUGCUCCUAACCCGGAUGAUCCUCUCGCUGCAGAUGUCGCCAAGAGCUGGAAGGAGGAUGAGCAGGCCGCUAUUGCAACCGCCAAGGAAUGGACGGCCCAAUAUGCGAAACCUUGA
This is a messenger RNA of Fusarium tjaetaba, 450 nucleotides long. Its product is annotated as ubiquitin-conjugating enzyme E2. The record is from RefSeq and is a predicted model, not a curated record. NCBI's taxonomy places the organism in Eukaryota, Fungi, Ascomycota, Sordariomycetes, Hypocreales, Nectriaceae. The transcript has 4 exons. Bases 1 to 450 code for a protein of 149 amino acids.